This is a messenger RNA of Lactuca sativa (garden lettuce), 1496 nucleotides long. Its product is annotated as transcriptional regulator of RNA polII, SAGA, subunit. The record is from RefSeq and is a predicted model, not a curated record. Gene Ontology annotation, cellular component: SAGA complex. Gene Ontology annotation, molecular function: transcription coactivator activity. Gene Ontology annotation, biological process: regulation of transcription by RNA polymerase II. Lineage: Eukaryota; Viridiplantae; Streptophyta; Magnoliopsida; Asterales; Asteraceae.
UAGCGAUUUACAUUAACGUUUUCACGAAAGGGUUUUCCAAUUCCUAAAUCCAAAUUCUAGGGUUUCAAUCCUACUCAAAAAUCGAACUUACGAUCGCAAGAUAAACUCAAAUUGACCCGUCGAUUCGAACAAAACCAUCGAAGAACCUCGGAGCAACAAUUCAAUUGCUGAAAUCAGCAAGCGCGAUUCAAUUCAGGUAUUCAAGACUAAAUGGGCGCGAAUCAGUAUACACGAAUCGAUACAUUAGAGCUGAAAGCUCUUUUCCAUAAAAAACUUGGACAACAAAGAGCCGAUAAAUACUUCAUUCUACUCUACAAAUACCUCAAUUGCCAGCUUGCAAAGAACAACUUCCUCAAAUUCUUGAUCCUAACAAUCGGUAGAGAAAAUCUCCCUCUUCACAACCGAUUAAUCACUUCAAUCGUAAAAAACGCCACUCUAUCCAAAACCCCACCACCAACAUUCAAAAAGUUCACAAAAUCCCUCAAUGUCAAGAUUGCGAGGGGACAAAGGAACAAUCUGCAGUCAUAUGUUCCUUCGUCCCCUCGCAAGAGCCGGUCCCCACGGGACCAGAAGUCAAAAGACCGUUUUAGCCCUCUCGGGCCAAACGGUAAAUCCGAUUUCCACCAAAGUCCAACCGAACUUCAUUCUCUCGGUAGCCGACCGCCAAUUGAGGUUCUAUCGGUUGAAGACGGCGAAGAGGUUGUUUCCGGGAGCCCAGGGAUUCAGAGCAGAAGCCCGGUUACAGCUCCUCUGGGUAUUUCAUUAAGCAAAACCCGAAAGAGCUUGUACCGGGCUUCUGUCCAUGGGCCCGCGAACGCUUCGCGGGCCCAUAUGUGUCAGAACAAUUUUGAAUUGCCCGAUAGUCGAUACUUGAGGGGGUGUUUGAGACAAAAGUUGGAAGGUGAGGGGCUAAGUGUUUCGGAAGAUUGUGCGAAUUUGUUAAAUGUUGGUUUGGAUGCUUAUUUGAAAAGAUUGAUCGAGCCUUGUAUCAGUCAAGCCCGUUCAAGGCUUGGUCAAUCUCAAAGUCAAAGUCAAAGUCAAACUGCUUCUGUUGUAAAUGGGCCGAGGGUAGUUUCGUCUGUUUUGGAUCUUAGUGUUGCGAUGGAGUGUGAUCCACGUAGACUUGGAGUUGACUGGUCAACGCAAAUGGAGAAAUUACGGUUUAGUACUUUUGAAGAAUAAAAUUAGAUUUUUGUGAUUCUUUGUGGUAGAACUAGAAUUUUGAUUCUUGGAGGUGUAUGCUUCUUGAUAACUUGUCUCUGAAUUGUUUAUGGGGGCUUUCAAGUUUCAAUGAGUUCACCAGCAUCUUUUAUUAGUUGUUUUAGUGUUGUAUAGCGUAUGGGGAUAUACCUCCAAGUUUGAGUAUAUUCUCUCGAGUUCACUUCUAAUGCUUUAUGUUGAGAAAAAGAAGGGCAUUUUAGUCAUUUCCCAUACUAUUGUUUACAUGCCAAAUCUAACAAAUGUUUACAUGUUUAGUAGUACCAAGUGUUUCAUUA